Entamoeba invadens IP1 is the source of this 2553-nucleotide messenger RNA. Its product is annotated as BiodegRadative arginine decarboxylase, putative. Gene Ontology annotation, molecular function: pyridoxal phosphate binding; carboxy-lyase activity. Gene Ontology annotation, biological process: amino acid metabolic process. Lineage: Eukaryota; Evosea; Mastigamoebida; Endamoebidae. The record is from RefSeq and is a predicted model, not a curated record. Gene Ontology annotation, cellular component: cytosol; cytoplasm. Bases 1 to 2553 code for a protein of 850 amino acids. The transcript has a single exon.
AUGCAUCCAUUUCCAAUUAAAAUAUUGAUUACAACAUCUUUAGAUGAAGAAAAACCACUUCCUCAAUCACUUCAAUUAAUUCGUGAUGAAGUAAUCCGUCUUGGUGCCACUCCCAUAAUCACACAUAACCUUCACGACGCAUAUGAAGAACUCAAAAGAACUAUAGAAAUUUCCGCCAUUUUUUUCGAUUGGGAUAGUGAGUACCAAAAGUGUAAAGACAAGCUCAGAAAAUUUCUUUUUCCUUUCACUUCACAGAUCUUUGACCACAAAGUGUUAGUUCUUCCCGCGACAGAAAAAGACCCGUUUUUACAGGCCAAAACGCCUUUAAUGCAUUUAGAAGAGGAGGGCUAUACCCUUAUCGUCCCUCGCUCCUAUCCCGACGCGAAAAUCAGUGAACUUCAGAAAGUUGAGACGCACGAAGAGCUUCUGAAAGUGAUGGAAAAAGAUCAAUUAAAGGUCGUCCCGUCUCCGCUGACUGCCAUUCGAACUUUUAAGUCGAUUAACAGGAAGAUUCUCAUCUUUUUAUACACCGAGCGACUUUUCAUCGAACGACUACCUAUUCAAGUACUCGAGUCCAUUGAGGCAUAUUUCUGGAAAGGUGAGGAAACACCCACUUUUGUAGCCAAACGGAUGGUCACGCAAGCUUCCGAGUACAUCGAAGACAUUCUUCCUCCCUUUUUCAAGGCCCUUGUCAAAUACUUGAAUCAGGGGAAGUACUCCUGGCACUCUCCUGGGCACAUGGGUGGUGUCGCGUACCUUCGUAGUCCACCUGGGAAGUUCUUUUAUGAUUUCUAUGGGGAGAACAUGUUGUGUAGUGAUUUGAGUUGUUCUGUAUGUGAACUUGGGAGUCUUUUAAAUCACACGGGACCUAUCGGAGAAGCCGAGAAAUACGCUUCUAAAGUGUUUGGCAGCGAAUUCACUUAUUUCGUCUUAAACGGGACUUCCACAGCAAAUAAGAUGGUCUUCCAAGGCACCGUCCCUUCCGGCAAAGUCGUCGUCUUAGACCGCAACGCGCACAAAUCUUCGAUGCAAGCGAUUAUGACUGGGAACUACAAGCCUGUUUAUUUGUCUCCUGUUCGAAACAAGUAUGGUAUAAUAGGCCCAAUCCCCUUCUCAGAGUUCUCUGUUAAAAAUGUGACACAAAAAGCGAGUAAAAUGAAUUUUUUUAAUAAAGGGGAUAUCGACGACGGUGUUCAGUUGUUUGUAUUAACUCAAUGUACAUAUGACGGGAUCUGUUAUAACGUUAAUAAAGUCCUUCAAAGUCUUACUCAAUUAGAUGCUAAGAAUGCUAUGUUUGAUGAGGCUUGGUUCCCUUAUGCUCACUUCCACCCCUUUUACGCCUCUUUCCAUUCGAUGAACAAAGACUUCUUCGACAAGUUCGACGAGAACGACGAGAGUCUCUUCCACGGAAGUUCAGCACUUCAAGACACUGACGAAGAUGAAGAAGUUCGAAGGAGUAUGACUCCAAACUCAUUCAAAGGGACUAUAUAUGCCACGCAAAGUACUCAUAAAGUCCUUGCCGCGUUAUCACAGUGCUCUAUGGUCCACGUCAGAAACUCGACGGACCCAUUCAAAUUUGAUAAGUUCAAUACAUACUUCCAAGCUAAUACAACAACAUCCCCACAAUACUCUUUAAUCGCGUCUUUAGACAUGUCCUCUGCUAUUAUGGACAUCUCCGGGGAGUCUAUUUUAGACGACGUCUUAAAAGAAGUUAUUUCAUUCCGCUGUGCAAUGGCGCGCGUCAAAAGUGAAUUUAAAGAGUCUGGCGAGGGCUGGUUCUUUAAUGUGUGGCAGCCCAGUGACAUUCUUUCGGGGAAGAAGAACAUCUAUGAGACUAAUUACUGGAUCCUUCCCCCAAGUGGCCCAGACGCGUGGCAUGGCUUUCCUAAUAUCGGGAAGAACCAAUACCUCUUAGACCCACUUAAAGUGAAUAUAUUGACUGUAGACGAGGAUUUGGAUAUAGAGAUACCGGCGUGUGUAGUCUGUCGAUUCUUAGCUAUGAAUGGCAUUAUUAUGGAGAAGAUGGGGUAUUACACUAUGCUCUCACUCUUCACCGUCGGCAGCAGAAGAGGAAAGUCCGCAACUUUAAUCACCGCGCUGACACAAUUUAAGAAGUUGUACGACACAAACACACCACUGAAGUACGUGUUCACACAGGAGAAGUCCCUCGACUCGGAAAAUGUCGGACUGAAGGACUUCUGCAAUAUGAUGAACCCUGAAAUAAAGAAAAUGCAGGAAAUGGAAAACGCAACGUUCUCGGGGAAUCUGCCAGAGGUCGCCUGUUCACCUUUUGUCGCGUCUAAUGCACUUAUUAGUGACGAAGUCGAGUGGGUCAAAGUGGAGAAUUUAACAGGAAGAGUCUCAGCUUUACUCUGUGUCAAUUAUCCACCGGGAAUCCCAACUAUUAUGCCUGGAGAAAUAUUCGACCAGUUGCAUACAGACAUGAUGAUCGCAUUGGCUCACUUCGAGGAGAGAUGGCCCGGUUAUGAAUUCGAAGUGCAUGGAUUGGUGAAGAAGAAUAAUAACUUCUUUAUACCAUGUUUGAAAGAAUAA